GUCUGCGUCGGUUUUGACGUCGCUCCGGUUAAACCGUGCUCCCCGCUUCAUUCCAGCAGAGGCUCUUCAUCACUGACGCUCACCUGUCCCUCCUCCCUCCGUGUGAACGUGGAAUAAUACGUUUUUAAUUUUUCUAAAAUUUAUAACGCCUUCAGAGGAAACAAACAUGGCCAGCAGCUUCUCCAGAAUCCUGUCCUCCAAACGAAACGUCGGGCUCCUGUCUCUGGUCGGUGGCUCGGUAACAGUCGGGUUUCUGCUCCACCGGGAACAUGUCAGCGCCGGAGUCCCUGUCCGCAGGAGCUACCCCGCCAGUGCGGAGUACCCUGACCUGCGCAAACACAACAACUGCAUGGCAAGUAACCUGACACCUGCCAUCUAUGCCAAGCUGUGUGAUAAGGCCACUCCCAAUGGUUACACACUGGACCAGGCCAUCCAGACGGGCGUGGACAACCCUGGGCACCCCUUCAUCAAGACUGUUGGCAUGGUAGCGGGAGACGAGGAGUCUUACGAGGUAUUUGCAGAACUGCUGGACCCCAUCAUCAAAGAGAGGCACAAUGGCUAUGACCCCAAUACCAUGAAACACCCCACCGACCUGGAUUCCAGUAAGCUCCAGUCGGGCCACUUUGAUGACCGUUAUGUGCUGUCAUCCAGGGUGAGAACAGGCCGCAGUAUCCGGGGGCUGAGCCUGCCCCCAGCUUGCACCCGGGCAGAGCGCAGGGAGGUGGAGAGGGUGGUGGUUGACGCCCUUGCCGGCCUGAAGGACGACCUGGCCGGGAAGUACUACAGUCUCACUCUUAUGACAGACCAGGAGCAGCAACAACUCAUUGAUGACCAUUUCCUGUUUGACAAGCCCGUGUCACCCCUGCUGACGUGUGCAGGCAUGGCUCGUGACUGGCCAGACGCCCGUGGUAUCUGGCACAACAAUGAGAAGACUUUCCUGAUUUGGAUCAAUGAGGAGGAUCACACCAGGGUCAUCUCCAUGGAGAAGGGAGGGAACAUGAAGAGAGUCUUCGAUAGGUUUUGCAGAGGCCUCAAGGAGGUGGAGCGUCUGAUCCAGGAGAGAGGCUGGGAGUUUAUGUGGAAUGAGAGGCUUGGUUACGUCCUCACCUGCCCCUCCAACUUGGGCACUGGGCUCAGGGCCGGGGUCCACGUCAAGCUGCCUCUGUUGAGCAAGGAUGCCCGCUUCAGCAAGAUCCUGAGCAAUCUGCGUCUGCAGAAGCGAGGGACAGGCGGCGUGGACACCGCAGCUGUAGGAGGUGUGUUCGACAUCUCCAACCUGGACCGCCUGGGACAUUCUGAGGUCCAGCUGGUACAGACCGUGGUCGAUGGCGUCAACUACCUGAUUGAGUGCGAGAAGAGACUGGAGAAAGGCCAGGACAUCAAGGUGCCCGCACCCAUCAAGUCUUUCAAGUAGACACUGAUCCCUAACCUCACCCCACAAACCCCUGGGCACACACACAUGCGCCGACACCCCACUCUGUGCCCAUAGAUAUUAUAAAUAUUAUAAAUAUCUAUGUCAUUGCCUCAUCACUACUACUAAUCUAAUCACCCCUCCCUGCCUCCCACUAUACCUCUAUAAUAUAAUCUACAUAUAUUAGAUGCAGCUAUCUGGCAAAAUAAACCUGAAUCCCAGAAUAUUGCAUCUGUGUAUUUCAGAUGUUUGAAGGGUUUUUAUCUUUAAACUGAAAUUCAAACUUAGCACUAAAGUCACAGCAAAGAUUAAUGAAGGACUACAAACUGCAGGCUGUUGUAAUGGCACAAAGAUGGCCGCCAGUUUGCCUGUGGCUGCAUGGCCAAACACUAUCUAUGGCUCUGCUCCCAAAGCACUUCUCAGUCCACCAAACCUAGCUUUACCCUGCCUCUGCCCUUUCCUGCCGCAUGCCCUUUGCUCACCCCGUCUCUUCCCAUCACUCUUGUGUGUUGUUUGGUCAUUCCUAAUAUCUGGUGCUUGUAAAGUCCAUCCAUUUGUGCGAUACUCUCCAUCGUGGAUUGUGUAUACACAAUUUCUUUUCACCAUUUUGAGUGGAUUUGAAUGUAGAUUUACAGAAUUAGAGACUUGUGUUCUCCAGGAUUUAUUUGAAAUGUAAUGUAAGAGCACACACUGGCUGUGCUGGGUUCGUACUGUAAGCCACUAAAGCAAUAUCAUUCCAGCUCGUCACUGAAUGUCACACUGUAAUGUCUUUUAUUAAAGAGAUCGUAUAUUCAACAGUA
Messenger RNA from Larimichthys crocea (large yellow croaker), 2211 nucleotides. RefSeq names its product creatine kinase, mitochondrial 1 (gene ckmt1). Gene Ontology annotation, biological process: phosphocreatine biosynthetic process. Lineage: Eukaryota; Metazoa; Chordata; Actinopteri; Sciaenidae. The transcript has 9 exons. The coding region runs from base 167 to 1414 and encodes 415 amino acids. The record is from RefSeq and is a predicted model, not a curated record. Gene Ontology annotation, molecular function: creatine kinase activity. Gene Ontology annotation, cellular component: mitochondrion.